GAAAGAUUCGGGGCGGGGGGGAAGGACUUCCCUGGCGGAGAAGUGGAUAGGAACCUGCCUGCCAAUACAGGGGACAUAGGUUCGAUCCCCGGUCCAGGAAGAUUCCACAUGCCUUGGAGCAACUGGGCCCACAAGCCACAACUACCAAGCCUGCACGCUGUAACUACUGAAGCCCGUGUGCUUAGAAUCUGUGCUCUGCUACAAGAGAAGUCACUGCAAUGAGAAGCCAGGACACCACAUCAAAGUGUAGCUCCUGCUCGCGGCAACUGGAGAAAGCCUGAGCACAGCACCAAAGACCCAGUGCAACAGAGAAUCUUUGCAGGCGUGGUCCUUGGCAGCAGUCUCCCCAGCAUGGGGGUGAAGCGGAGCCUUCAGAGCGGGGGCACCACGCUGGGCUUCUUGGCCAACGUCUUCAUCGUUCUGUCCAGUGCCUCCAACUACUGGAUCCGCUACUCCGGGGGCCACAGCGGCCUUUGGCAGGAGUGUAACCAGGGCAUCUGCUCCAACAUCCCCUGCGAUAGCAGGCUGACGGUGACCGGGGGGUGCAUGGUGCUGGCGGCGGGCUGCGGCUUCGUGGGCUUCGUGAUGGGGCUACGGAUUCUGUGCAAUGAGGGCUACUCUCGGGGUCAGACCACGUGUUCCGUCUUCUUUAUCUCGGGCCUGCUUCUGCUGAUCGCCCUGACAGUGUACACAGUGAAGAAUGCAUGGAAAGACGACGUCUUCUAUUCCUGGUCCUAUUUUUUGGGGUGGCUGGCUUUACCCUUCUCUAUUCUCGCGGGUAAUCUGGGCAGCAGAAGAGGGUGGAGAGGAGACUUCCCCGAGGGCCCCAUCCCCCUCCUUGCAGAGACUUCCCAGCUGCCCUCCCAGGGACUUCCUAACACCCUCCACUCUGGGCCCUUGGAGCCCCAAACCCCAGUCCCCGGAGCCCUCCUGGUCAUCUGCCCCAGGACCCACCUUGCUCCACCCGCCCUCCGUUCCCCUUCCCGCCAGGCUUCUGCUUUCUGCUGGCGGACAUGAUCAUGCAGAGCACGGAUGCCAUCAGUGGAUUCCCCGUGUGCUUAUGACCGCAGCUGCCUGGGGGCAGAAUAAAGGAACGGAUC
Messenger RNA from Dama dama (fallow deer), 1100 nucleotides. RefSeq names its product claudin domain containing 2 (gene CLDND2). The transcript has 4 exons. The record is from RefSeq and is a predicted model, not a curated record. NCBI's taxonomy places the organism in Eukaryota, Metazoa, Chordata, Mammalia, Artiodactyla, Cervidae. Bases 352 to 1017 code for a protein of 221 amino acids. Gene Ontology annotation, cellular component: plasma membrane.